This is a messenger RNA of Octopus bimaculoides (California two-spot octopus), 2066 nucleotides long. Its product is annotated as collagen alpha-1(XXI) chain-like. NCBI's taxonomy places the organism in Eukaryota, Metazoa, Mollusca, Cephalopoda, Octopoda, Octopodidae. The record is from RefSeq and is a predicted model, not a curated record.
UACAAAACGCUACACCCAUUACACUCAGUGGUCACUGACCAUUCGGUACUUUUCUCUAUAUAAACUGGCGUAACUUCCCUAAUCAUGUAGUAUACGUUUGCAGUACGAACCAUUUCUUAAAAUGUCUCUUGCAAUCUUCGUGUUUCUCUCGUUCCUGCUUCUUGUGGUUGACACGAGCCAGACAGUUAAAGGAUGUUCAGGAAAAUCCGCUAGUAUCAUAUUUGUCUUGGACUCUUCAAGUAGUGUUUGGGUCGAAGACUAUCGGAGACAAUUAAAGUUUGUCACCAAACUAGUAGACAGCUUUGAUAUUAAACCAGAUGGAGACAGUGUUCAAGUUGGCGUGAUAACUUUCAGCAGCAGAGCGAAUUUAGAUAUUUCCUUAAACAAAUUCACUACAAAAGAGUAUCUCAAAACUGCUAUUUUGGCCAUUCCUUAUCGAGGCGGAAUUACUAACACUGCAAAAGCGCUUAUUUUAUUGAGAAAGGAAAUGCAAAGUGUCCUCGAAAGACGUUCUGGUCCUUUUAUUGCAAUAAUUGUAACAGAUGGUCAUUCACGACAACCCAAUAAAACUGCAAAGGAAGCCAAAACUCUUCAUGAACUUGGGAUCAAUGUUUAUGCAAUAGGUGUUGGCAAAGAGUACAGUGUUGAAGAACUAAAAGCUCUUGCCAGUGAUCCUGACGAAAAUGUCUACCAAGUUACUGACUAUUACGCGCUGGAAAAGCUUUCCCAGAGACUUGAUAUAAAGACGUGCAACGAUAUACCGAUAUUACCAACAGCCAGUAUGUCCACAGUUUCCACGGCAACGGAGCCAAUGGUACGAGACGAAAGAAGUGCUGUUUGUUUUGGUUACGAUUUGCUUUCGAUAGGAGCUCUCCGAGGUAACAUGAUCAAUCAGUUCAUAAGGAUUCUUCUCCCGUAUACUGGAUAUGGAGCUUUCGAAAUCGUAGCACUUCCAUAUUGCCCACAGACGUUCAGCAUUCCACUCACCCCAAUACACUCAGAAACUAAACUGAAUAUAACUAACACUGCUAAAAACGUUUCUAAUCUUGAAGCUGUUAUCUCCAAAAUAUCUCAGACGAUACAAUCAAAGCUAGAUUUAAAUAAUAGGAGUACUGAUCAUUUCAACGUUAUUAUAUAUUUCGAUUCAUCUGUAAAUAUUAUUACGCCUAAUAUCAUUGAGGAAAUCGGUAAAUUGAGAAAACUUAAUUGUAAAAUAUUUUUAGUCAAUAUUGGAUAUAAUCUGAUGCCACAACAUCUCAUAUUAAAAUCUUUAAAUUGUCAUAUACUUCAAGUCCCAACAUACGAAGACAUGUUAAACAAGGCCAGAAAUACACCAUUUUAUUUUAGACCAUUACUAAAUCUAUCUUAAUAAAUAUUCAUAAUUGAUAAUAAUGCUGUUAAUAUUUCAUUGCUCAUUAAGGCAGCGAACUGGCAGAAUCGUUUGUAUGCCGGGCAAAAUGCUUAACGGUAUUUCGUCCGUCUUACGUUCUGACUUCAAAUUGCAUCAAGGUCGACUUUACCUUUCAUCCCUUCGAGGUCGAUAAAAUAAGUACCAAUUGAGCACUUGGGUCGAUAUAAUCGAUUUACCCCCUCCACCAAAACUUGAUGGCCUUGUGUCCCAAUUUGAAAUUAAUAUUUCAUUUUUCACAUACAUACACCACAAGUAUACACGCACGCAUAUAUUGUAAUUAGACGUAACAUAAACACUUAAGCUUUUAAGUACACAUUAUAUUGUUACAUAAUUUGAAACAGAAGUAACUAAUGCUAUGUUGACAAACGAAUUACAUGUACGUAGCUUGCAUGACGACUUCGCUACUCAUUACAUCAAAUAGGUUCUGCAAAAUUUAUGUCGAAAUAAUACAUAUAAAUGUUUUCUUUAUUAAAUUAUAAUUAUCACUUCCCUCUUAAAUCAUAUGAAAGCCACAAAUAACUUCAAUUCAACUACCACCUCACUAUUGUGCGAUCUAAGGCAGUAUUUCACUGAAAUUUGUUGUUAAUACCUUGAGACAAUUCCGUGAAUAGGAAAACUAAGUACUUAUAACAUAAAUGGUUAUUGCAUGUGUGUG